AUGUUUUUUUGGUCAAGGAGGAAGAAGAAGAAACAAAAGAAGAUCAAUUUCCACAAGAACGGAAGCUUAUUGCUUGAGGAACUCAUAUCAUCUUCAGGAGGUAAAUACAAUCCCAUCCGAACAUUUUCUUGCAGCGAAAUACUUGAAGCUACAAACAACUUCCACUGGAGAUACGAAAUAUUCCGAGGAAGAUUCGUGUGGUACAAAGGCACGGUUGAAAACAGAGCCGUGCUGAUCAAGAACUGCACAGAGGAACCCUUUGGCAUUGAAAACUUCUACCGUGACAUAGCAGUCUCGUCGAUGAUGAGCAGCCACAAGAACGUUCUCAAGCUUUUAGGGUGUUGCCUGGAGUUUCCUCGUCCGGUUCUCGUGUGUGACUACCCGGAAAACGGUGCUCUCACCUCACCCUACAUGAGUGCAGGGGAAGGCAUCAAGCCAUUGGCUUGGAAUGCGAGAUUGAAGAUUGCCAAGGAGAUCGCGGAUGCUGUAACGCAUCUUCAUACUGCAUUCCCUAGGACUAUCAUCCACAGGGAUUUAAAGCCUUCAGUCAUUUUCUUGGACGAGAACUUGAGUGCUAAGCUCUCUUCUUUCAGCCUCAGUAUACCGAUUCCGGAGGGAGAGUCAGGCGUAGAAGGCAUGAUUUGCGGGACAAACGGCUACGUCGAGCCGGAAUAUUGCGCGACAGGUUUCGUCACUGAGAAUGUUGACGUCUAUAACCUUGGAUUCAUCAUGCUAAGUCUUUUGACAGGAAAGUCUGGAUUCACCCGAGAUGAUGAUGAUGCUAACGACUUUGUCCUAUUGCAUUCUUAUGUUGACAAGCUUCUGGGGCAAGGACUCUUCACCAAACUGAUAGACCCAUCGAUGUUAAACAGCGCGGAUGGCGACGUUCCUGAUCAUUCAAGACUGCAGAUGGAAGCAUUUGCUAAACUUGCUUUGAGAUGUGUUGGAUUCGUACCUGGAGAAAACAAGCCUCGCAUGAUAGAUGUUGCAAAGGAACUCAAGCAUAUAGAGAAGCAGACCUGA
Messenger RNA from Thlaspi arvense, 1023 nucleotides. The record is from the annotation of a GenBank genome assembly. NCBI's taxonomy places the organism in Eukaryota, Viridiplantae, Streptophyta, Magnoliopsida, Brassicales, Brassicaceae.